CCGAUACCUUCCCUUCUCCAUCGUGAUAGAUGGCGAGUUGGAUGAGGCGUGAGAAGAGGUCAACGAGUAACGCGACAUGCUCGUUCGCACCGAAAUGAGUAUCAGUCUGACGGGUCACCCGGUGUCCCCGACGGUGAUGUUACACUACUCACGUGAUGGUGACGAAGCGCGAGCCGCAUAGUCCCGUGUAAGUACUGCCACUCUUCAGCGGAUACAGAAUGUUGGGCUCUGCGUUUAGAGUCUCCUUCGCUUCGAAGCAUCAUAUCCCCGCUUUGCAUCGGCUCAAGAAUUCAAGAUACCAGACUCGUCAUGCCAUUAGAUAUCUUCGAACGGAUGCAGCCUCGCGAUCUAUGCCACCUCCUCUUGCAUUCGCAUUUGACAUUGACGGAGUAUUAGUCAGGGGGGAAGACGUCCUUCCGCCUGCUAAACGAGCCCUGUCCAUGAUGGAAGGGAACAACCCUUACAACAUCUCACCAAUGGUGGCGGAGUCCGCGAGGUCGAUCGUUGCCAUAGAGUCUCAGCAAUACAUCCAAGCUCACACAAUUCUCAAGACGCUUGCUGGCAAGUAUAAGGAUAAAUCCGUGCUGGUGCUGGGAGGCAAACGAGAUCAGGUUCGGCAGGUUGCCGUCGAAUACGGCUUCAACAAGGCAUGCACUUCGCAUGACGUCCUGGCUUGGAAUUCGUCGGUAUGGCCCUUCCACCAGCUGCUUGACGAAGAGCGGGCAAAGGCACAGGAUAUUGACUUUUCUCAAACUCGCAUUGGCGCUGUCUUCGUGUUCCAUGAUCCCCGCGACUGGGCCCUCGAUGUUCAAAUCAUCUGUGAUAUCAUCCAAUCUGCGGGAGUUGUCGGUGGGCCAUACAUACCAUUGCACGAGCAGAAGAAGCCCGUCGAGCUUGUUUUCUGCAACCCGGAUCUGAUUUGGCGAUCGGAUUUCGAGCAGCCUCGCCUAGGCCAAGGAGCGUUCAAAACUGCCUUCCAAGCUGUAUUCAAAGAACUCACGGGAUCGGAAUAUCCACAUGUUCAACUCGGCAAGCCUACAAGAGCGACCUAUGAAUUUGCCUCAACAGUCCUUCAAGAGCGCAUUGAGAAGAUGUACAGCUUCAGAGGCGCGCUUCCGGAAGUUUACAUGGUCGGCGAUAAUCCGGAAUCCGAUAUUGCCGGAGCCAACGCUGCAGGUUGGAACUCAAUUUUGGUGAAGACGGGGGUCUACUCGGGGGGUGAACCUACUCACGUGCCCACUCACUACGCUGAAAAUGUUGAGGAGGCAGUCAAAUGGGCGAUCCAGCGGGAAUUCGAAAAGCGCGUCCUAUGAUGUUAUCUAAAGUGCUGUAUCGCAUAGAAGUUGCCCUAUGUGCAUCCAAACUUUUAUUUACACUAGUCCCUUGCUCGACUCGUGACCACGUGAUUAGCCACGAAGACGGCAUGACUAAGUAGCAGCGCUAAUUUAUGCUCCCCACCUCCGUGUCCUUAGAUCGAGGGCAGAGUAGACGUGCCUCAAAACUGCCAGUAUCUCUGCCCUUCAUUAUUUCACCCUCUCUGAAGCCACCGCAGGCGCAAGACAUUACUCAGUCGUUCGCGUGCCACGAAUCUUGCGGUCCUAGGCCUAGCGUGUCUGGCGUUCCUCUCCCUCCUCCUCAAUGUCCAAUACUACGUAUCUGCUCCAUUCACAACCUCACUCCUAGCUUCCUCUUCUCUUACUUUGCUGCCUGAGCUCCAGCAGCUGAAGCACCUCAUCAUCGUGCCGGGACACGCUAUCUGGCAAGGCGUCGAUCCCGACCUGCGCUUGAGUUUGGACCAGUGGGCGUUCCAGACGUACCAGAAGAACCAGGAUCAGCAUCGUCUAGUCCGCGCGUCUCGACGUGUUCUUCCGACACAUAUCUAACGCGGUCCGUUUGGCGCUAAGCGACGCGGAAUCACUCCUUGUAUUCAGUGGGGGUCAUACUCAAGCAUCCUCCACAACCUCGGAAGGCGAAUCAUACCUACGACUAGCACUCAAGUCGGGGCUCAUACCAGCGGAAACAUUCCAUCGCGCGACGUCCGAGGACUAUGCGCUCGAUUCGUUCCAGAACCUGCUGUUCUCCAUCGCGAGGUUCUACGAGUACACCGGCGCGUACCCGGAAACGAUCAUAGUCGUCGGAUACGAAAUGAAGCGGGACCGAUUCGUCAAUCUGCACCGCGCUGCGCUGCGAUGGCCUGCGGCCCGGUUCGACUACAUCGGCGUCGACAUCGAGGGAGAUAACACCCUUGCGAGGGAAGGAGAGCUCCAAAACGGAUACCUGCCCUACGUCCAUGAUUUGUACGGAUGCCACGAUUAUCUCGCGUCGAAACGUCGGCAGAGGAACCAGGAUAUGCGUCAUGCGCCCUAUCUUGCCAGCAAUCCUGAGCUCGGGCCCUUACUGGCUUGGUGCCCCAAACAACACACCCGGCUGUACAGCGGCCCGCUUCCCUGGUCGACAGAACAGCUUACGCUGGGGCGAGAGUAGAUGUAACCUUACAAGCAGCGUACAGUAACAAAU
Messenger RNA from Mycena citricolor, 2517 nucleotides. NCBI's taxonomy places the organism in Eukaryota, Fungi, Basidiomycota, Agaricomycetes, Agaricales, Mycenaceae. The record is from the annotation of a GenBank genome assembly.